GUCCUCCGGUCAACACAGAGUAGAAGAAGAAGAACAACAAGAUGGCGGAACGAGGCUACAGUUUCUCCCUCACCACAUUUAGCCCUUCGGGUAAGCUGGUCCAGAUUGAAUAUGCCCUGGCUGCUGUGGCCGCCGGAGCUCCUUCAGUGGGCAUCAAAGCUUCCAAUGGAGUUGUCCUGGCAACAGAGAAGAAACAAAAGUCCAUUCUGUAUGACGAGCAGAGUGUCCAUAAAGUGGAGCCCAUCACCAAACACAUAGGCAUGGUCUACAGCGGCAUGGGGCCUGACUACAGGGUUUUAGUGCGACGAGCCCGAAAGUUGGCACAACAGUACUUCCUGGUUUACCAGGAGCCAAUCCCCACAGGUCAGCUUGUCCAGAGAGUGGCUUCUGUAAUGCAGGAGUACACACAGUCUGGUGGGGUGCGUCCGUUUGGUGUUUCAUUGCUGAUAGCUGGAUGGGAUGAAGACCAACCCUACCUGUUCCAGUCAGACCCCUCUGGUGCAUACUUUGCAUGGAAAGCCACAGCCAUGGGAAAGAACUACGUUAAUGGAAAAACAUUCCUUGAAAAAAGGUAUAACAAUGAUCUGGAGUUGGAAGACGCCAUCCACACAGCCAUCUUGACAUUGAAGGAGAGUUUUGAGGGUCAGAUGACAGAGGAGAACAUUGAGGUGGGGAUCUGCAACGAGGCCGGCUUCAAGAGACUCACCCCAGCGGAGGUGAAAGACUACCUGGCAGCCAUUGCGUGAACACACCCUCCCUGAUGAGAGGGCUCUCUGGCCACAUUUCAAGACCUAACAGCACAGUAGCCAACAGUGUCACGUCACAUUAUUGUAAACCAGUUAUUCUGACAGCUUGGCCACAUUGUGUUUCUGUCCUGAAAACAUAAGAGGACGCUCUCUAUAACUUCACUAUAAUAAAAAAUAUGAAUGUGAGCUGGUAGAAUCAGACAGCCUGUUUGGGAAUAUGCCCAGAUCCAAUUUACUUGAAAUGACAGCCUUUGUGUGUGCAAAGCUCAAGUGGCUGCCACUCACAACUGAACUGACCAAACUCCAUUUGUUGCUGUGAGAUGGCAAACUCAUUCGAUCACAUAACUAAUUGGCUUUUUUUUUUGUCAAACACAUACCCUGGAUCUGUGAAAUGUUGCUGUUGGCUGCUGUGCAUAUGGAAAGGAAUGUGGCCUCUGAUGAGUGAAAUCUCAAGUCUUUCAUUGAAUCCUUCAAUUUUCUAAUUUCUCAUUACUGUUCCAAAGGCAAUCGGAUAACAGGCCAAGCACUGUUGCUUUAUGCAUGUAUGCAAAAUGUGAUUACUUGUAACCGUUGUGACAGAUGUCCUUUGGUUUACCAAAAUUCAUUAACAUUACAAUGGUAAUGAGGCUAACAGUUAUUAAAGACAAGGAAGAGCAUUCAGAGGAUGCAAUGGAAAGCUUUGCGAUUUUACAGUUAGGAUCUGGUUGCCUGUACAGCAGUUUUACACAGUGUACUUUUUUUCAGGCUAGAAACAAUUCUAGAGUUUGUAUUUUCUCUUCUGGUAUCUGUCACUUAUUCAAAUAAAAGAUGAGCUGAUAUUGGA
Anoplopoma fimbria (sablefish) is the source of this 1569-nucleotide messenger RNA. RefSeq names its product proteasome 20S subunit alpha 2a (gene psma2a). Gene Ontology annotation, cellular component: proteasome core complex, alpha-subunit complex; proteasome core complex. The record is from RefSeq and is a predicted model, not a curated record. The transcript has 8 exons. NCBI's taxonomy places the organism in Eukaryota, Metazoa, Chordata, Actinopteri, Perciformes, Anoplopomatidae. The coding region runs from base 42 to 746 and encodes 234 amino acids. Gene Ontology annotation, biological process: ubiquitin-dependent protein catabolic process.